AUGCCCGGUGACUCCUCCUCGUCGUCAUCCUCCUCCUCUCCUUCUUCCUCUUCCUCUUCUCACCAGAACAACCCUACCCUCUCGAGAAUACGCAGUAUCGCAUCACACAUCAUGCCGCCCGUUGCAGCAACAAGUUUCCCCGCCGACACGGUGCCUCAAGCUCCUGAGGAUCCCCUCUUCGGCUUGAUGGCUGCCUACAGGGCCGACGAGAGCAAGGACAAGGUCGACUUGGGAAUUGGAGCUUACCGCGAUAAUAACGCGAAGCCUUGGGUGCUCCCCGUCGUCAAAAAGGCCGACGAGAUCCUUCGCAAUGACCCAGAGCUGAACCACGAAUAUGCUCCCAUCGCCGGAAUACCGGCCUUCACCGGCAAGGCGAACGAGCUGAUGCUCGGUGCCGACUCGCCCGCCAUCCGCGAGAAGCGCACCACCUCCGUCCAGACCAUAUCCGGCACCGGCGCCGUCCACCUGGGCGCCCUUUUCCUCGCAAAGUUCUACAAGGGCAACCGCACCGUCUACAUCUCCAACCCGACAUGGGCCAACCACAACCAGAUCUUUGGCAACGUCGGCCUGCCCAUUGCCCAGUACCCUUACUUCUCCAAGCAAACAAAGGGCCUCGACUUUGACGGCCUGAAGUCCGCUUUGUCCUCCGCCCCCGAGCGUUCCAUCAUCCUCCUCCACGCCUGCGCCCACAACCCUACCGGCGUCGACCCCACCCGGGAACAGUGGAAGGAAAUCGCUGCUCUGAUGCGCCAGAAGAAUCACUUCCCCUUCUUUGACUGCGCUUACCAAGGCUUCGCCUCGGGCAACCUCGCUCAGGAUGCGUGGGCCGUGCGCUACUUCAUCGAGCAGGGUUUCGAGCUGCUCAUCGCCCAGAGCUUCGCAAAGAACUUUGGUCUCUACGGCGAGCGCGCCGGAUGCUUCCACUUCGUCACCGCACCCGCCCCCGAUGCCGCCCAGACGACCUCCCGUAUCGCCUCCCAACUCGCCAUCCUCCAGCGCUCUGAGAUCUCCAACCCGCCGCUAUAUGGCGCUCGCGUUGCUGCGACGGUGCUCAACGCCCCCGAGCUGUUCGCCGAGUGGGAGGAGAACCUGCGUACCAUGUCUGGCCGCAUCAUCGAGAUGCGCAAGGUACUGCGCGCCAAGCUCGAGGAACUCGGCACCCCCGGCACAUGGAACCAUAUCACCGACCAGAUCGGCAUGUUCAGCUUUACCGGUCUAUCCGAGACCCAGGUGCUGAAGCUGCGUUCCGAUGCACACGUCUACAUGACCAAGAACGGCCGUAUCAGCAUGGCUGGUCUCAACACGAGAAAUGUUGACUACUUUGCCAAGGCUGUCGACAAGGUCGUCCGCGAGACACAGUAG
Messenger RNA from Colletotrichum graminicola M1.001, 1362 nucleotides. RefSeq names its product aminotransferase class I and II. Gene Ontology annotation, cellular component: cytosol. The transcript has 3 exons. Gene Ontology annotation, biological process: L-aspartate biosynthetic process. Lineage: Eukaryota; Fungi; Ascomycota; Sordariomycetes; Glomerellales; Glomerellaceae. Bases 1 to 1362 code for a protein of 453 amino acids. The record is from RefSeq and is a predicted model, not a curated record. Gene Ontology annotation, molecular function: pyridoxal phosphate binding; L-aspartate:2-oxoglutarate transaminase activity.